Prunus avium (sweet cherry) is the source of this 721-nucleotide messenger RNA. It is a transcript of the gene KIS, whose product is annotated as tubulin folding cofactor A (KIESEL). Gene Ontology annotation, biological process: tubulin complex assembly; post-chaperonin tubulin folding pathway. NCBI's taxonomy places the organism in Eukaryota, Viridiplantae, Streptophyta, Magnoliopsida, Rosales, Rosaceae. The record is from RefSeq and is a predicted model, not a curated record. Gene Ontology annotation, molecular function: beta-tubulin binding. Gene Ontology annotation, cellular component: cytosol; microtubule cytoskeleton.
CUCCCAGCCUCUGCUUCUCGAGGUUUUCCCAAUUUAAAAUAAACGGCAGCAGCAACUCAAAAAACCAGAGGUUCAGAUCCAGAAGGAAGAAGAAGAACAAAGAAGAAAGAAAUUGCGAAAGGAUAUCGGUCCAGCCUCUUCUUCUCCACCGAAAGUUCUGCUUCUGCUCCACCCGAAGGUUAGUAUGGCAACCCUAAGAAAUCUGAAAAUCAAGACUGGUACUUGCAAACGCAUUGUUAAGGAGCUUCAUUCUUAUGAGAAGGAGGUUGAGAGAGAAGCUGCAAAAACAGCAGACAUGAAGGAGAAAGGAGCUGACCCUUAUGACCUGAAGCAACAGGAAAAUGUGCUGGCUGAAUCAAGGAUGAUGCUUCCUGAUUGUCAGAAGCGCUUGGAGGCCUCACUAGCUGACCUUAAAGGAAUUUUGGCUGAAUUAGAAGAAGAGUUGAACCAGAAGGAAGGCCCUGAAAUUGAAGAAGCUCGAACCAUUAUUGGCGAAGUUGAUAAGUUAUUUCAGACAACAGAAGCCUAGUGCUGUAGCUUUGUAACAUUUACUAACAUCAGGUGGUUUUCAAUACCCAUUUGCUUUUUUUCGUGUUUCAAACGAUGGGCAUGUGGUGUUGUUGCCUUGACAUUGUUUUCCAAGGAGCCUUAUUCUGUUGCCUGUAUUACUACUUUUUUCAGUAUAUAAAUUGAAAUUGCGUGCUGGUUCUCUUUCAGUUUC